Mauremys reevesii (Reeves's turtle) is the source of this 902-nucleotide messenger RNA. RefSeq names its product chromobox 5 (gene CBX5). The transcript is spliced from 5 exons. Bases 11 to 766 code for a protein of 251 amino acids. Gene Ontology annotation, biological process: chromatin organization; negative regulation of transcription by RNA polymerase II. Gene Ontology annotation, molecular function: chromatin binding. NCBI's taxonomy places the organism in Eukaryota, Metazoa, Chordata, Testudines, Geoemydidae. Gene Ontology annotation, cellular component: nucleus; pericentric heterochromatin. The record is from RefSeq and is a predicted model, not a curated record.
GUGGCCGCGCAUGCGCAGUGCGGGGACCCAGGCGCCUGCGCGCUGGGGGGGCUGUUUUGGCGGGCGGCGGGCGUUGCGCAGAAGCGGCCUCAGCUCUGAGGGCCUGCGAGAAGGGGGAGUCGGUGCCGUGCCGGACCCGCUUCGUACCCAGGAAUUGGGUGGCCUUGGUGCAUUAGGUGGAACUUCCUGCGCUAUGGGAAAGAAAACCAAGAGGACAGCAGAUAGUUCGUCCUCUGAAGAUGAGGAGGAGUAUGUUGUGGAGAAGGUGCUAGACAGGCGUGUUGUGAAGGGUCAAGUGGAGUAUCUUCUCAAGUGGAAAGGAUUCUCUGAGGAACACAACACUUGGGAACCCGAGAAGAAUCUGGACUGCCCCGAGCUGAUUUCUGAGUUUAUGAAAAAAUAUAAAAAAAUGAAGGAGGGUGAGAACAACAAAUCAAGAGAGAAAUCUGAAAGCACAAAGAGGAAAUCCAGCCUCUCCAACAACGCCGAGGACAUCAAAACCAAAAAGAAGAGGGAGAGCAACGAUAUUGCCAGGGGCUUUGAAAGAGGAUUAGAGCCAGAAAAGAUCAUCGGUGCCACAGACUCCUGUGGAGAUUUAAUGUUCUUAAUGAAAUGGAAAGACACCGAUGAAGCCGACCUGGUCCUAGCAAAGGAAGCCAAUGUGAAAUGCCCGCAAAUUGUGAUAGCGUUUUACGAGGAGAGACUGACCUGGCACGCGUAUCCAGAGGACACGGAAAACAAAGAGAGAGAAGCAGCGAAAAGCUAAAGGGCCAUCCUGGGCCAUCCUUAGCUGUACAUACACAUCCCCCCAACCCGACCACAUCCAUUGAAAUGUGCUUAUUACUGUGCUCCCAGGAGAAACCUUGUUAUUGGUUCAGUCAUAACAUAAAUGGUUUGCUUCA